Heterobasidion irregulare TC 32-1 is the source of this 749-nucleotide messenger RNA. RefSeq lists its product as uncharacterized. The coding region runs from base 155 to 463 and encodes 102 amino acids. Lineage: Eukaryota; Fungi; Basidiomycota; Agaricomycetes; Russulales; Bondarzewiaceae. The record is from RefSeq and is a predicted model, not a curated record. The transcript has a single exon.
AAUCAACCAAAAGUUCGCCUUCAACAAUCUUCUCGCGAAACAAGCAUUGGUGACUCUGCUCUAGUCCUUCGCCCGUUCGCUUCGACUGUAGAACGUUAUUUAUACAUAACUCGGCAUCUUCAAGAGAGCAGGCGGGCUACUUAAUGGCCGACAUAUGAUGGCCGACUUCUCUUCCGUGUUCCUCAUUGUUCCACCGUUUUGGACUUCUACCCGAGUCGUGCACGCUUCAUUUUACGUCCAUGGCUCACUCGAUGCACCAGGCUGCGCCUGGAAUACAAAUCAGAUCGAGGGGUCGUCUUUUCAGUGCUUGCAGAUGCAUGCAGACAAUUUCGAUCUGCUGGCGUUGUUUAGGUUGAUGGGCCUCAGCGGUUGCGUAAACGACAACGGCCCUCUACCCUGGACACGAUGCCUGUCAAGAUGCCUGUCAAGAUGCCUUCAUGCUGUUGGACACCCAGUGAUCUAAACGCGUUGACGAGUUGCUUGCUUUCUGUCUUUGAACGCCAAAUUCCCAUCUCCUUCUUAGCAGCUUGCCGUUCAUUUCGUACUAUUUCACCCCAUGUUUGUUCCGAUCAUCACUCAGGAGCCCUUCGUAGCAACGGGCUGCUAAAAUGAGGAUACAGGCAAACCUGGGGCUGGCUUUGCGUAUCAUGAUUCAAGGUUCAGUGAGUUAGGAGAACGACAUGUCGCCCUCUCUGAUUAGACUACGAUAACGUUCGCAUCUAGAGCUUUCAUCACGACCACAUGCGGAU